CAAAACAGCUUUAUCAGAUACAAACCCAGAUAAUCACUCACGGUUUCCAAGACAACCAAUUCUUAGCUUCUAAACUCGUAUCAGCAUGUGCCGGACUGAAGAAAAUGGCUCAUGCCCGCCUUGUGUUCGAUCAAAUUCCCGACCCAAAUAUAGCGGUUUGGAACACAAUGUUCAAAGUGUAUGUCCAGAACGAGCUCUACAAGGAGGUGGUACUUUUGUUUAAUCACAUGAUGAAGAGGAUGGAUAUAACAAGACCCGAUUGUUUCACAUUCCCUAUGGUUUUGAAGUCUUGUGUAAAGUUAUCAUUGGCCUUGCAAGAAGGCGAAAAAUUGCACUGUUUUCUAUGGAAGAUUGGUUUCCAAUUGAACCCAUUUGUGGGAACCAAUUUGAUUGAGUUGUAUUCAAGUGGAGGAAGAAUUGGGUGUGCUUAUAAGAUGUUUGGUGAAAUGAUUGUGAGAAAUGUUGUUGCGUGGACUUGUAUGAUUAGUGGGUAUAUUUCAUCCCAUGAUGUAGUUUCUGCAAGGAGGCUUUUUGAUUUGGCACCAGAGCGUGAUAUUGUACUGUGGAACAUUAUGGUUUCCGGGUACAUUCAAUGUGGGGACAUGGUGGCUGCUCGGAAGCUUUUCAAUGUGAUGCCGAACCGAGAUUUGAUGUCUUGGAAUACUUUGUUGAAUGGUUAUGCAAACAAUGGGGAUGUUAAGGGGUGUGAGGAAUUUUUUGAGGAGAUGCCUGAGAGAAAUAUCUUUUCUUGGAAUGGAUUGAUUGGAGGGUAUGCUCAUAAUGGCCAGUUCUCCGAAGUUUUGGGUGCUUUCAAAAGGAUGCUAAGUGAGUCUGCUGUGCAUCCUAAUGACGCUACACUUGUGACCGUGUUGUCUGCUUGUGCAAGAUUAGGAGCUCUUGAUUUGGGUAAGUGGGCUCAUGUCUAUGCAGAGAACAAUGGUUAUCAAGGAAACAUUUUUAUUGGCAAUGCCUUGAUAGAUAUGUAUGCAAAAUGUGGGAUUAUAGAGAAUGCAAUUGACGUAUUUAAUGGCAUGGUAACAAAAGAUUUGGUAUCUUGGAAUACCAUUAUUAAUGGCUUAGCAUUACAUGGGCGUGGGGAUGAUGCUUUGUGCUUCUUUUCUCGCAUGAAGAGUGCCGGAGAGAAACCAGAUGGAAUCACUUUUGUAGGCAUUUUAUGUGCUUGUUCUCAUUUGGGUCUAGUUGAUGAUGGAUUUUACUACUUUCAUUCAAUGAUUGAUGAAUAUUUGAUCAUGCCUCAGAUUGAGCAUUAUGGUUGUAUGGUUGAUCUUUUGGCUCGAGCUGGCCUUUUAGACCAAGCCGUGGAUUUCAUUAGGAAGAUGCCUAUGCAAGCAGAUAGUGUUAUUUGGACUGUUUUACUUGGGGCAUGCAGGAUCUACAAAAACAUUGAAUUGGCUGAACUGGCUCUUCAACGGCUCACUGAACUUGAACCAAAAAACCCUGCAAAUUAUGUCAUGCUUUCAAAUAUUUAUGGGCAUGCCCGAAGAUGGGGAGACGUGGCACGAUUAAAAGUUGCAACGAGGGAUACUGGGUUUCAGAAAUUGCCAGGAUGUAGCUUGAUUGAGGUUGAUAAUAGUGUCGUUGAAUUCUAUUCCUUGGACGAUAGGCAUCACAAGACAGAGGAGAUAUUUGGUGUGUUGAGAGGGUUGAUGAAGUCAUUAAAAUCAUCUGAAUAUGUCCCAGACCUUUUGGAGCUCAGGCAGGAAAUUUAGAUGAAGAAAGAUAUGCUAGCAUUGGGCUUGGACUUGGCAGGCUCCUCUUUUCAGGAGAGAAUACGAGUAUCUCAAUACUUUAAUGCUCCUGUAAUAUUGAUGACAUAAUUGUAUGACCGACUGAUUAAAUGUUGACAUGUAUUGAUAGAACUCACUGAAGUAAAUGCAUUUUUACGGGUCGAUGACACCGGUAUCACCGGUGCAGAAAAGUCUUCCUCCUGAACCACAGGUUAUGUCUUCUGAUCUGAACCUUGACGGACUUUGUUGGGCUGUUCUUCUUAACGGAGUUAAAAGAGAUUUUGCUUGAAGAAUUAUCUAAUCCAGCUCACGGAUUGACAUUGGAGCUCAGGACUAAGAAAUAUGAUGUAAGUUCUUCUAAAGUUAAAUGAUAGAUUUUAGUCAAUAUAUGAGCGUUUUUGCGAGUGCAUGUCAAUUAUUUUCGUCAUUUAUCAUAAUUUUGAUUCUGAUAUGUUCUUUAUUUUACUUAUUUACAUUUGAAAAUAAUUCCCUAUAUUCUUUAAAGAACUAGCUGAAUUAUAUCAGAUUUACAAAUAACCCCAUUUCCAUCAUUUAGUUUUGAGCAUUAGCAGUAAAGUUACAUAAUUUACUCUUAUGGAAUAAAAAUGAAAAAAAUCAAAUUAAAAAUAUUUUUGAAAAAGAUGUUCAAAAUGAACAUAUCUUGAAAAUGAUAAGUGCGUACGCUCCUCAAGGAGUAUUAGACGGCACUGCAAAGAAACUCUUUUGGAACUCAUUAGAGGAAUUGAUACAAUCUAUGCUUCGUCGUGAAGGUAUAUUUGUAGGCGGUGAUUUCAAUGGACAUGUAGGUGUUGAUAGGAUAGGAUAUACACGAAUCCAUGGAGGGUAUGGUUUUGGAGAGCCUAAAUGCUUUAGACCAUAUGACUUAGUAAUAGACAACAGUUUCUUUCAAAGUAUGUGACUUGGUAAUAGAUAACAGUUUCUUUAAAAAAACGAUAGAGAAUCUAAUAACAUUUAAAAGUAGAAUAAGUAAAAUACAAAUUGAUUAUUGCUUGUACAGAAGAAGAGAAUGAACCUCAUGUAAUGAUUAUAAAGUGUCCUGAGAGAGCCUCACAAACAAACAUCGCAUACUAAUUAUAGACAUAUUAAUUAAAGGGUUUAAGUACAAAAAAAAAAAAAAAAAAAAAAAAUUAGAACAAAAAAAUUAAGUGGAUCUAAUUUUUUUUUUUUAAGUAAAAAUGUAUUAGAAAGCAUUCAAUAGGGGAACGCAUCCCAAGAGUUAUACAAAAAAUCGAUAAAAAGGGAAAGGGGAAAACCUAUUGGCCCAAAGGCCCCAAAAAGUCCAUGAUCUCAUCUAAGGAUAUACAAUCUCUCCCCAUACUCCAACUAAAAAGAAAACAAAUAAUAGAAAACUUCAACACCCCAAUGGAGAUUUCCUCCCCAUCAAAAGAAGGGGGUCACCUUCCAAAAAUCGCGAACAUGUGCUCUAUCCCUUUGGCCCUUCUAAAUAUCAAUCAAGUCCCUUGAGGUCCGUGGCAUAACCCACUGGACGCCAAAAAGACCCAAAAUAAGACUCCAACAGUCAUGAGCCAUAG
This is a messenger RNA of Cornus florida, 3301 nucleotides long. Its product is annotated as pentatricopeptide repeat-containing protein At1g08070, chloroplastic-like. NCBI's taxonomy places the organism in Eukaryota, Viridiplantae, Streptophyta, Magnoliopsida, Cornales, Cornaceae. Gene Ontology annotation, molecular function: RNA binding; protein binding. The coding region runs from base 105 to 1730 and encodes 541 amino acids. Gene Ontology annotation, biological process: RNA modification. The record is from RefSeq and is a predicted model, not a curated record. The transcript is spliced from 2 exons.